ACCCCACUAGCCAGUGUCAGCCUCUAGGCGGGAGGAGGAGGGAGGAGGCAGAGGAGGAGCAGGGGGAGGGCUGUCAAAUUCGGGAGCCAGAUUCUUCUCCCUUCCCCUGGCAAUCCCUUCCGCUUCCCCGGCUCCUGGCGUGACAUCUGCAGACCGGGGACCUGUAUGUGUGUGUUCGAGAAGGAGCGGAAGAAUGGCAGUGCUCAAACUCACCGAUCAGCCGCCUCUCGUCCAAGCAAUCUUCAGUGGUGAUCCAGAGGAGAUACGGAUGCUCAUACACAAAACUGAAGAUGUGAACGCACUGGAUUCUGAGAAACGAACCCCUCUUCAUGUGGCCGCAUUUCUGGGAGAUGCAGAGAUCAUUGAACUCCUGAUUCUGUCAGGAGCUCGUGUGAAUGCCAAGGACAACAUGUGGCUGACUCCGCUGCACCGGGCUGUUGCUUCCAGAAGUGAAGAAGCAGUGCAAGUACUGAUUAAGCACUCUGCUGAUGUCAAUGCAAGGGACAAGAACUGGCAGACUCCCCUGCAUGUGGCAGCAGCCAAUAAAGCUGUCAAGUGUGCAGAAGUGAUCAUUCCCCUGCUGAGCAGUGUCAAUGUCUCUGACCGAGGGGGGCGCACAGCUUUGCACCAUGCGGCUCUGAAUGGACAUGUGGAGAUGGUCAACUUACUCUUGGCCAAAGGGGCAAACAUCAAUGCAUUUGACAAGAAGGACCGGCGUGCCCUGCACUGGGCAGCAUAUAUGGGCCACCUGGAUGUUGUGGCAUUGCUCAUUAACCACGGUGCUGAAGUGACCUGUAAGGAUAAGAAGGGCUACACCCCACUGCAUGCUGCGGCCUCCAACGGACAGAUCAAUGUUGUCAAACAUCUCCUGAAUCUGGGGGUAGAGAUUGAUGAAAUCAAUGUCUAUGGAAAUACAGCACUUCACAUCGCCUGCUACAAUGGACAGGACGCUGUAGUUAACGAGCUGAUUGACUAUGGUGCUAAUGUGAACCAACCAAAUAACAACGGCUUCACCCCUUUGCAUUUUGCUGCUGCCUCCACUCAUGGUGCUUUGUGCCUGGAAUUGUUAGUAAACAAUGGGGCAGAUGUUAACAUUCAGAGUAAAGAUGGCAAAAGUCCACUGCACAUGACAGCUGUCCAUGGAAGGUUCACCCGGUCACAAACCCUCAUUCAGAAUGGAGGUGAAAUUGACUGUGUGGAUAAGGAUGGCAACACUCCUCUCCAUGUGGCUGCAAGAUACGGUCAUGAGCUUUUGAUCAACACCUUAAUAACCAGCGGAGCUGACACUGCCAAGUGUGGAAUCCAUAGCAUGUUCCCCUUACAUUUAGCCGCCCUAAAUGCUCACUCUGACUGCUGCAGAAAGUUGUUAUCAUCCGGACAAAAGUAUAGCAUAGUAUCCUUGUUUAGUAAUGAGCACGUGCUGUCUGCAGGCUUUGAAAUAGACACCCCAGAUAAAUUUGGAAGAACGUGCCUUCAUGCUGCUGCUGCAGGAGGUAAUGUGGAGUGCAUAAAACUCUUGCAGAGCAGUGGAGCAGAUUUCCAUAAAAAGGACAAGAGUGGGAGGACCCCUUUGCACUAUGCAGCUGCAAAUUGUCAUUUCCACUGUAUUGAGACGUUAGUGACCACAGGCGCCAAUGUUAAUGAAACAGAUGACUGGGGCCGGACCGCUCUGCACUAUGCUGCUGCAUCAGACAUGGAUAGAAAUAAGACUGUCUUGGGAAAUGCCCAUGAAAAUUCAGAAGAACUUGAAAGAGCCAGGGAGCUGAAGGAGAAGGAAGCCGCACUAUGUCUAGAGUUUCUGCUUCAAAAUGAUGCAAAUCCAUCUAUCCGGGACAAGGAAGGCUACAAUAGUAUACAUUAUGCUGCUGCCUAUGGCCACAGACAAUGUCUGGAAUUGCUUUUGGAAAGAACCAACAAUGGUUUUGAAGAAUCAGAUUCCGGUGCUACCAAGAGUCCACUCCACUUAGCUGCCUACAAUGGGCACCAUCAAGCCUUGGAGGUCCUUUUGCAGUCGCUGGUGGACCUGGACAUCAGGGACGAGAAAGGCCGCACGGCUCUGGAUCUGGCCGCCUUUAAGGGACACACAGAAUGUGUGGAAGCACUUGUCAAUCAGGGAGCAUCCAUCUUUGUGAAAGACAAUGUAACCAAAAGAACCCCACUUCACGCCUCAGUCAUUAAUGGUCACACCCUGUGUUUGCGGCUAUUAUUAGAAAUUUCAGACAACCCUGAAGUGGUUGAUGUGAAAGAUGCCAAAGGACAAACCCCACUUAUGCUCGCAGUGGCAUAUGGACAUAUUGAUGCUGUUUCAUUGUUACUUGAAAAGGAAGCAAAUGUGGAUGCUGUUGACAUCAUGGGAUGCACAGCUUUACACAGAGGGAUUAUGACCGGGCAUGAGGAAUGUGUGCAAAUGCUGCUGGAACAAGAAGUGUCAAUCCUCUGUAAAGAUUCCAGAGGGAGGACACCCUUGCACUACGCAGCUGCUCGGGGACACGCCACGUGGCUGAGUGAACUGCUCCAAAUGACUCUCUCCGAGGAGGACUAUUGUUUCAAAGACAACCAAGGCUACACGCCGCUGCACUGGGCUUGUUACAAUGGUAAUGAAAACUGUAUAGAGGUACUUUUGGAGCAAAAGUGUUUUCGCAAAUUUAUCGGUAAUCCUUUUACUCCACUGCACUGUGCAAUAAUAAAUGAUCAUGAGAAUUGUGCAUCAUUGCUACUUGGGGCCAUGGAUUCCAGUAUUGUCAGUUGUCGAGAUGACAAAGGCAGGACACCCCUUCAUGCGGCAGCAUUUGCUGAUCAUGUGGAGUGCUUGCAACUUCUUUUGAGGCACAAUGCUCAAGUGAACGCAGUAGAUAAUUCAGGGAGAACACCACUGAUGAUGGCUGCUGAGAAUGGACAGGCAGGCGCUGUGGAUAUUUUGGUGAACAGUGCUCAAGCAGAUCUGACUGUAAAGGAUAAGGACUUGAAUACGCCCUUACAUUUGGCUAGUAGUAAAGGUCAUGAAAAAUGUGCCUUGUUAAUACUUGACAAGAUACAAGAUGAGAGCCUUAUUAAUGCAAAAAAUAAUGCACUGCAGACACCACUCCAUGUUGCAGCACGCAAUGGCUUAAAGGUGGUAGUUGAAGAGCUGCUGGCCAAAGGAGCCUGUGUACUUGCUGUAGAUGAAAAUGGUCAUACCCCGGCCCUGGCUUGUGCUCCUAACAAAGACGUGGCUGACUGCCUGGCCCUCAUUUUGGCUACCAUGAUGCCUUUUUCUCCUUCCAGUACAAUGACGGCUGUCAACUUCGUUUGUUUUAAAAAAGACAAUUUGAGCAGGACGACCCUCUCCAAUCUGGGGAGCAUGGUUAGCCUGUGCAGUAACAACGUAGGCUCGGAGGACGGGUACAAUGAGAACGAUUCUGACUCCGAAACCUUUUGACUUUGGACGGUAGAAGCUUUUCCUUCAUCACCUGUGUUGGAGGAAGGGAAAGAAGCUUGAAUUCCAUGUUUAUGCUGUACUCAAGUAUUAUUGGGGGCCCGAGCUUCCAGAAGCCAGUAGAGAAGGAGUUGAUCCAACCUAGGCAGGGCAGCUAGGCUGUAGGGUGAAAUACACACACAGAUGGGCUCCGAUUUUGUUUAGUUUCAUGUUUUCCUUAGAUCUAAGAUAUUUCUGUGAAAGUCUACCUCUCAUUUUAAGUAAGGAAUUUAAAAAAAAAGUAUUUGAUUCUAUUUCUUGGGGAUAAGGCAACAGAGAGGCAACUGUUCACUAUAAAGAAUUUUUUUGUGUGUGUACUCAGCAGUGAGUUUUCAGAAGUAUAUCAAUGUGACAUUCAUGUCCCCUGGGAGGGGAGGGAAGAAGUGGAUAGGAAAUGCCUCAAACCUCUUCUCACUCUGAUGUUUACUUCCUCACUAGAAGCCAAAGGUAAAGAUGUUCAUCUUCAGAAAUAAUGCCUAUAAUAUUCUUUUUAAGGGAGUCCAACUAUUCCUAUCCUCUCUAUAGUAAGCACUUAAAUAUCCAGAACUUCUUUCUGAAGAUCUUUGUUAAAGUUGCCAGAUGAAUGAACUUGCUUUUUUUUUUUUUUCAUUUAACACAAAUACGGCACCCAAUGUUUCCCCAUAACAUGACUAAUUUUCCCUCAAGUGAUUGAGCCCAAAUCUAUCUAAUAACAUUGAAGGUGAAAAUUAUAUUGCGCCAAAACUUUGAGGCAAUAUGCAAAUUUAAUAUGAAACUAUCCUCUGUUAAUUUCUCCUUAAAUCAAAAUACUAACUUUUUAAAAAAGUUUGAAUUGUCAGCAUUGUUCAUCAAUAGUAAAAUGUUAAAUGAGCUUCUCAGUCAAGGUCAUGCCAAGUGAGUGGAAGUAUGACUACAGAAGGGAACAAUGAAAGUGAAAGCAGAAAGUAGAGAUGGGUGAUAUGGAAAUUAAAGCCAAUUGCCAGUUGUUCCAUGAUGAAAUCAACAUAGUGAAUACUGUGUCUACUCCCUCUGCCAAAGCUUCUAGGUCAAAUGGACCCCGUUCCGCACCUGGAACAGCUGUACAAAAAGAAGAAUGAGACUUUAAAAAUUAUGCACAUACACACACACACACAUACACACACAUAUCUGUGUAUAUAUAUAUAUAUAUAUAUAUAUAUAUAUAUAUAUAUAUGUAUGUAGCUCAUCAGCCAGCUAUAUGUGAGGACCAAAAUGCUUCAGUCUAAAGUGGAAGAUUUAAAUUUUUUUCCUUCAAAAUGAAAGUGAGAACUGUAGUAGCUUUUCUAUGGAGUUAAAGUGUAAUCUUUUUGUGUACCAGUCUUUGUUGUAUUUUAUAUUUCUUAUGACACAGAUUUCUAGUUGAUGGCUUAACAUUUGUAACUGAUGAUGUGUUGACCACAGUUUAUUUUUUUUGUCAAACUAGAGAAAAUGUCUGUAUACUUUUGAUGUAAAUGUGUUUAUAUUUAUUUGAAAUGAAACAAAUGCCGAGGAAACUGUUUGUUCCUUGUUUUAAUUGUUAUGUAUCUUAUUUGGAAUAACAAAAAAAAAAAAAAAAAUAGAAAAACACCCUUGACCCUGGGCUAGCCAGCAGCCCCCGGUCCAAACCCAGCAUUUCCACUGCUAAGGUUUCCAGUCCACCCUCAGGUUCAUGCAUCACUCAGUCCCAGUCUGCAGCCAGCAUAGAGUGUGUAAGACAUGGCCAUCCACAUGCUUUCUGUAAGACAAAAGCUAAAGUGUAUAGUGGGUCAUAUACACAAAGGUGGGCCAAAGAGAGACCCAGAAAUUACCCUGAAUACACUGAAAAAUCUUACCUGGUCCCCAACCCUAAUGGGAAAUGAUGUCAGCGUGGGCACUGUGCCAAGAGAAGAAAUCAGAAUCACCAGCUCAAGUGCUAUAUUCCCCUUGAGGAAGAGACAGGAAAGAAAUGUGUUGCAAUAGGGCAGUACUAGUCAACAUUUUAUAAUAAGUUCCAUUUUCACCCUGGAAAUUUCUAUCUCACAGUGUGUGUGAGAUAUUUUCCAAAACAGUGUUCUAUCAUAUCUGAAUCAAACACAGAUACUGUAUUAUUUUUUUCUUCUAACUGUAAAAGACUUUAUUUAAUCUUACUCUUUUAAUAUCCUGGAUUUAAUUAAAACUCAUGUUGAGUUCUUCACAGAUGAGAACUUGUCAAAGGUCUUACAGAACCGUUAUUAAUUUCAUCAAACAUUUUCAACACCGACAUCAUUGUUUUUUAAACUCGGUGUGGUAUUUUCUCUCCUUCUUCUGUUCUUUUGUUUACAGAAGAUGAAUUUUUAAAAAUGUAAACAGAUUGCUAAUGAACAAUAAUGACCUAUCUUUACCAAAACACUGAAAACAAGGGAGCUCCGAUAUUGAAGAGCAUGACACACUGAGGUGUCUUUUUCUAGAAGUGAAUGGGAGUCUUACUCGGUUGGUAUUUAAAGCAGGAAAUGAAAUGCCUGUGUUAAAUAGCAAGGCAGCAUUAACAUUUUUCCUGUAGAGUAGCAGAGAGUACGUGGAUCUUUUCAGCAAAGCAGUGACCUACCUUGAGGCAUUAUCUCCGUGGAGCUGCAUUUUGACUUUUCCUCACUGUCUUUCCGAUAGAAGGAGGACAAAGGAACAAAAUGAAAUCAUGCUCACAAUGAACUGUUCAUUGAAUCAGUAUAGAUCUCUUUCUCCUUUGUUCUCCCCACUUCUCCUUCAUAAGAGAGACCAAAAAUUUUUUUUAAGAAAUGACUUUAAAAACUGUAAUUUCUGUGUGUUUCAAAUUACAUCUUCUAGAAAUAAGAUUGUUUGCAACAUAGCUUUCUAAGAAAAAAACAAAAACAGAAAAUGUGUUUUUUAGUCUUACAUGCUUAGUGCUUUUACCUAAAUGUGUUAUUUUUAGACUGUAUUUUAACCACAGCCCUGUGAUCAUGUUUCAUUGCACUUACCGAUUCGCCAGUGUCUGCCUAUCUUUGGUAAAUACAUCAUUAUCUCCAAAUUGCCUAAAACCUGCUAUGAUUCUACAGUAAAUAGCUCAGGGGAUUUCUAUUUAUCACUACUAAAAGGGCACCAUAGUAUGUUUUGGUACUUUAGGCAGUAAACAGCUGCUUGACUUAUUGUUUUAUUAUUCAGUUAGAGCAGAACAUCAAAUGGAUUUGCUGCACUAGUUAAUCUUUGUACUGUUGAGCAACUUGGUUUGCUUAUCUGUUGUGUUGGUUGAAAACUCAUCCCAUUUUUUGUCAUGUGAAAUGAAGUUAGAGUGCCUUUUUAUAUUUGUAUAUUCUGAAAACGUUAUGUGAAAUGUUUUGUAUUUUUUUCAUUUGAGUGUUAUCAGAGCAAUAUAAUACCAGUGAGUUUUCAUUGCAACCUUUCUUUGAAUGUAUAAAGUGUCUUCCCCUCCCUUUCCCCUUUUCUCUGCUUUGAAAUGAAAAUGCUAAAGUUUUCUAUAGGAAUUACAUUUGGUUUUGCAGUGCUAAAAUGCUUUCUUCUUACAAAACUGUAAACCAUAGGUCAGUAUUAUAGAGGAAAAGCGUUUUGAGAUAGUGACAAUCUGAGCGUAUGUAUAAAAUGUAAUUCUAUGAGUUUCUUAUGCCGUGAUAUAAAGAUUCAAUGCAAGUACCUUUUGUUUAGUAGUUUUGUCUACAUUCUUUAUGCUUUAGCAUGUGCAAUAUAUCUUUACAAUGCACGAUGAUACAAAUUUGGUGCCAGUGUUAUAUUUUGCAUAACAUAUUUGUAACAGCAGAAAAUAUUGUUUGAUGAUUUCAGUGGGAUUUUGUCUGUAAUGUUUUCUUAUGUAAAUUGGAGUUAAAUGACUCUGGUAAAUGUCAUGACUGUAAAAAUGAGGAAAAUUGUUUUUAGUUCAGUGAAUGACUUUGAACCAAUCUGAAUCUUCUCAAGCACAGUUUGAUACUUUUGCAACUACUGAAUGCUCUAAUAACGUAAUGAAGUACUUAACUGUAAUAUACUAUGGAAAUGCAUUCAGAUGGUUAUUUUUACAAAUAAAAACGGUACAAAUAUUGUU
Messenger RNA from Marmota monax (woodchuck), 7454 nucleotides. RefSeq names its product ankyrin repeat domain 44 (gene Ankrd44). The coding region runs from base 194 to 3418 and encodes 1074 amino acids. Gene Ontology annotation, molecular function: protein binding. Gene Ontology annotation, cellular component: cytoplasm. The transcript is spliced from 28 exons. Lineage: Eukaryota; Metazoa; Chordata; Mammalia; Rodentia; Sciuridae. The record is from RefSeq and is a predicted model, not a curated record.